Parasteatoda tepidariorum (common house spider) is the source of this 3123-nucleotide messenger RNA. RefSeq names its product cGMP-dependent protein kinase 1-like. Lineage: Eukaryota; Metazoa; Arthropoda; Arachnida; Araneae; Theridiidae. Gene Ontology annotation, molecular function: cGMP-dependent protein kinase activity; ATP binding. The record is from RefSeq and is a predicted model, not a curated record. Gene Ontology annotation, biological process: protein phosphorylation.
AUCUACUAGUAAAUAACAACUGAACAUGAUUGUUCCAAUGGGGGUUUCGUAAUGGUAGAGAAUGGCCGAGUCACGGACUGAAGAGGUGCAAGAUCGGAGUUUGUCCGAUGAGGAACAGCAUUCUUCUACAUCACGCCAUAAAUCCAAGCCCCACUCCCCUCUCAGACGGGGCUUGACUAAAGUCUCGAAGUGGGUACAGGUCGCUCGAAAAGCGUUAGUGAAUAGUUCCGGGGACAAUACAAUGGGGCACGUGGUCUCUACUUCAUGCGAUUCGAGUCAGGAUACUUCCAAAAACGCAAAGGAUGCACCGAAUUGGAAUUUAUCUAUUCCUGAGUUGUUAAAUGAGAUUGAGAGAUUGAAGACUGAGCUUGAGGAGAAGGAUGUUAUUAUUGCUGAUUUGAAAAAUGAAGUUAUGCAAAUGAAGGAUAUUCUGAGAUCGUCUUCUUCUUCGAUGCUUUCGAAAGGUCCUGACAUUCUAACGAGUAUUGUAGACAACAAUAAAGAGCUUCGAGUUUCGAAUCGUUAUGGUCGACACAUUCCACUUACAAAGAAACAGGGAGUUUCUGGAGAAAGUGCUUCGUUUGAAGACUUUCAAGUUCAGAAAUAUGACAAAGAUUUCAGGUCGAAGCAGUUGAUUAAAGAUGCUAUAAUGGAGAACGAUUUCUUGAAGAAUUUGGAUAGUUCUCAAGUGAGAGAAAUAGUGGACUGCAUGUACUCACAGUAUUUCAGCAAAGGGACUCAAGUCAUUAGGCAAGGAGACGUUGGAUCUCAUUUGUAUGUCUCUGCUGAAGGAGAGCUGAAGGUUUUAAAAGACAACAAAGUGAUUGGUAGUGUAGGUCCUGGAAAAGCUUUUGGGGAAUUAGCAAUAUUAUACAAUUGUACGAGGACUGCAACAGUAGAAGCUUCCGAAGAUGCAAAAAUUUGGGUAAUGGACCGAAAAGCUUUUCAUACAAUUAUGAUGAAAACAGGGCUUCAAAGGCAAGAAGAUAAUAUUAAAUUUUUGAAAAGUGUACCCCUUUUAAAAAAUUUGAAGGAUGAAAUUCUAGCUAAAAUAGCAGAUGUCUUGGAAGUGGAUUUUUAUCCAUCGGGUGAGUAUAUCAUAAGAGAAGGAGGAAGUGGUGAUACUUUCUACAUUAUUAGCAAAGGAAAGGUGAUAGUGACGCGACGAAGAUUUGACAUAGAGGAAGAAAUCAGAUGUUUAGGAAAAGGGGAUUAUUUCGGUGAAAGAGCUCUACUUAAUGAAGACAAAAGGACUGCAAAUGUUGUCGCAGCACAUCCGGGAGUUGAAUGUUUAGCAUUAAAUAGAGAGUCUUUCAAAGAGUUAAUCGGUGACUUGAGAGAACUCCAAGAUAAACAAUACGAAUACGACGACCAGAGUUUUAAACCAAGUCAACCGCCUGAAGAAGAAAAGAAUGAAUUUGAAGAUUUAACUCUAGAAGAUUUGGAAGUUGUAACAACGCUUGGAAUUGGAGGCUUUGGCCGAGUAGAUUUAGUUCAGUACAAAAAUAACCCAAGCCAAACAUUUGCACUCAAGUGCCUGAAAAAAGAACAAAUAGUUUCGAUGGAACAACAGCAUCACGUCAUAAACGAAAAGAAGUUCAUGAUGUCUUGCAGGCAUCCUUUUAUAUGCAGAUUGUAUCGCACGUUCAGAGAUAAGAAGUAUGUAUACAUGCUGAUGGAAGCUUGCUUAGGAGGAGAGGUUUGGACUUACUUAAGGGACAGAAGUCGAUUUGAUGAUUCAACUACGCGUUUCUACACGGCUUGUGUGAUAGAAGCAUUGGAGUAUCUUCAUUCAAAGCAUAUCAUCUACAGAGAUUUGAAACCCGAAAAUCUAAUGCUCGACGAAAGGGGGUACGUGAAACUGGUAGAUUUCGGAUUUGCAACAGAGCUAAGAAGUGGUAAGAAGACAUGGACUUUCUGUGGAACUCCAGAAUACGUCGCUCCAGAAAUAAUUCUGAACAAGGGCCACGAUCGAUCAGUUGAUUUUUGGGCAAUUGGAAUACUCAUAUAUGAACUCUUCACCGGAAUGCCACCUUUUCGGGCUUCAGAUCCCAUGCAAAUUUACACUAUUAUCCUGAAAGGCAUCGACAUGAUAGAUUUUCCUAAGUUAAUUCCCAAAACUGCACAACAUUUAAUCAAGAGGUUAUGCAGAGAUAACUCUACCGAAAGGCUGGGCUACCAGAAAGCUGGCAUUGCUGAUAUAAAGAAACACAAGUGGUUUCAAGGUUUCCAUUGGGAGGGUCUGAGAAAACAAAAUCUUACUCCACCUAUAGUUCCAAAGGUAUGUGGUCCCACCGACACCAGUAACUUUGAUACAUUUCCAAGAACUUGUGAUGAACCAGCUGAUGAAUUGUCAGGAUGGGAUGCAGAAUUUUGAGUAAUCAAAUCCCCAAAGUACAUAAAAUUAUUUUACAAGAAAUUAUACUUAAAAUUUAUAUCACCUGCUAAUGAAAAUGGGUAAUGUUCCACCAAAUUAUAAUAUCGCCAAUAUUAUUCCUAGUUUUAGUCAUUAAAAUUAGAUAGGCGAAAAUGCAUUUUCGAGAUUGAAAGUAUAUCAAUCGGAAUACGCAAGUUGUAAUGAAUUAAGAACCUAAUCAUGUGAGAAAUAAUCUUACUUUUUGUAAGUAGAACAAAAGUUGUUAUGCACUGGCGUGGGGGAAAAGCAAGAUUUACAUAUAACAUGGUUACGGACAGAGGAAAAGUGCAGAGUGUGGUAAAAUCUCGAAAAUUUGAAGCGCCUAUUCUAUUUACAAAAGUAUAAUGAUCUGCUCACAUGGUGUAACGUGGUUAGGAGAUUUUUGAUCAACCAAAAAUUGUUCUUUAUUUGAAAAAUUUGAAUUCUGUAUGGAGUUUCGAUAAUUCCCAUAUUCUUAGUUUUGACACUUAGUUUCAUUCUGUCCAAUAAAUUAGUAGCAGCGCGGUAGCAGUUUUUAUCCAUGUGGAUUACUUCAAAUUUUUUUUAAAUUCAUUUAUUUUGUAUGAUAUCAGAAACACUUAAAUAUGAAAUAAAUACUUUCAAACAUUGCAUUUUAACUUCAAGAGGAAAGGACUACCAAUUUAAUCGCAGCAUUCAGUGUGCUUAAAUAUUUCCUACUUCAUGUUCUCAUUUUAAUAUGAAAAUUG